Closterium sp. NIES-65 is the source of this 2400-nucleotide messenger RNA. The record is from the annotation of a GenBank genome assembly. NCBI's taxonomy places the organism in Eukaryota, Viridiplantae, Streptophyta, Zygnematophyceae, Desmidiales, Closteriaceae.
AUGUACGUUAUUCGCACGGGUGUCCGGACUGGUCAGCCUUGCGGGACGCGUGGUCACACAGAGUCUCACUACUUCGCCCGUCUGAGCGACGCUUGGCGUACAAAGUUUGGCGACGACGCUGAGCUCCCCGACUGGGUGGAGCUGCUUAGGAAGAGGGUAGAUAUCUUUUCUCUGGACUAUGAUGCUAUUCUCACUGCAAUGUAUACAUUGUCUACUAGUGCCGAGGGAGUCUGUCACCUGUGUGUGCCGCCAGACCCCGGUAUCCAGUCUGCUGCUCCAGGUGCUGGUGAGGCUGCUACUCUAGGCGCUCGUGAGUCUGCUGCUUCAGGUGCUUGUGAGUCUGCGCUUUCAGGUACUACGUCUACUGAGGCACUGCACACCUUCACACUGGACUCAGGUGCUUCCAGCUGUUUCUUUCGCGACCGCACUGCCCUAGAGCAGCUCCCUAGACCGGUUGCUAUCUCCCUGGCUGACCCCUCCGGGGGUCCGGUCCUUGCGACCUCCACCACUGCCCUCCCUUGUCCUGCUGUCCCGUCCGGCACCCUGUCGGGCCUUUACCUCCCCUCAUUCUCUACGAACUUGGUUGUGGAUUCUGCGCUCCAGGACGCGGGUGUUCACCAGUUCACCCCUGCCUACGAGCGUGUGACACACUGCACGUGUGCCCAGACGGGUCGUCACUUGGCUACCUUCACUCGGCAGCCGGGGUCGGACUUGUACACACUGACCACUGCGUCCCCUCAGGUAGCGGCGUUUGCUUCUGCGUCAGGUCAGUUGUCCGCCCCCUGCUCGUGUUGCACCCUGUCGCACCGGACUGUCCUCUGGCACCACCGCCUUGGUCACCCCUCCGUGCAGCGCCUUCGUGGUAUGCACUCCCGGUACCUUGUCUUUGGUCUUCCCAGGGUUCUCCCUCCCCUCCCACCCUCGCCUGCUCCUCCCUGUCUUCCCUGUAUCGAGGGGCGGCAGCGCGCCACUCCUCACUCCUCCUCGUUCCCUCGCACAGAGGCUCCCCUGCAGACUCUCCACCUAGACGUGUGGGGCCCAGCCCGCGUCCGUGGACAGGGCCACGAGCGGUACUUCCUGCUGGUCAUCGACGACUACACGCGCUACACCACGCUCCGCGAGCGGUUUCAGUUGGACUUUCCUGUCCUGCGUCUGCACUCUGACAGGGGUGGUGAUUUUUCCUCCGACCUCUUGGCAGCCUACUGUGCGGAGCACGGCAUCCGCCAGACGUUCACGCUUCCGGCCUCUCCACAGCAGAAUGGGGUUGCUGACCGCCGCAUUGGCUUAGUCAUGGAGGUCGUUCGUACCUCCAUGAUCCAUGCGGCUGCCCCCCAUUUCCUGUGGCCGUUUGCAGUGCAGUACGCUGCACAUCAGUUUAACCUCUGGCUCCGUGUCUCUGCUCCGGAGACCUCGCCCACACUGCGUUGGACGGGGAAGGUUGGCGAUGCGUCGGUGUUCCGGGUCUGGGGAUGUCGAGCCUUUGUCCGCGAUACGUCUGCAGACAAGCUCUCCUCCUAUGCCGUUCCCUGUGUCUUCCUUGGCUUUGUCCCUGACGCGCCUGGCUGGCAGUUUUACCACCCCACCUCGCGCCGUGUCUUCCCCUCUCAGGACGUCACUUUUGACGAGUCGGUACCCUUUUACCGUCUGUUCCCCUACCGCACUGCCCCACUCCCCCCUCCGCCUCUCUUCCUCACGCCAGGUGCUGCUUCGGUAGACCCCCUACCUCCCCAGGGUCCUGUGCCCUCAAGUUUUUCCCAGGUAAACCCGGUCGAGCCUGUCGAGGUAGCUGUCGACUCUGGUCCUGCGCGAGGGGUGCUGAGACUGGGGGUGCUGAGCCUGGGGGUGCUGAGACUGGCAGUGCUGAGCCUGGGGGAGCUGAGACUGACUGUGCUGCGCCUGAUGGCGCUCCCUCUUCACAGCAGCUGCGUGAGCGGUACUCUCAGCGUUGCAGCCUCCAGCGUGGGGCUCCUGGAGCUGGGGGUUCUGCCGGAGUUGGAGCUGGUGGUACUGCGGGUGCUGUGUCGCGGCCGGAGCCUCCCUCCCCACAGCGGCUGCGUGAGUGGUACGCUCGACGCUGCAGCCUCCGGAGCGGCGCUCCUAGCACUGGGGUGCCGCCCGCUGGAGGCCCUGGUGCUGCUGGAGGUACUGGAGCCUCCGGUCAUGGAGGUGCUCGUACAAGCGGUAAUGGAGCUGCUGGGACUGGGGGUUCUGCUGGAGGUGGAGCUGGAGCCGCUGGAGCUGGUGCUACUGGAGGUGCUGCCGGUGCUGGAGCUGCUGGAGGUACUGCUGGUGCUGGAGCUGCUGGAGGUGCUGCUGGUGCUGGAGUUGGAGCUGGAGGUGCUGGAGCUGCUGGAGCUGCCGGUGGAGCUGAGGCCGCUGGGCCUACUGGAGUUGUUGUAG